AGCAGCCAUUUGAAGUUACAAAUUUAACCUCAACCCAAAAUCUUGACUACCUUUUUGCCUCCUCGUCUUCGUCUUCCUCUCCACCUCUGUAAAUCUGUAAUGGGGUUUAUGGUCACCAUUUCCCAUUCUUCGCCUCUCUUACACCUUCAAACCCAUACCUCUAUUGUCAACUCAUCACCCUUCUUCCGCAACAUCCAUAUACUACACAGGAAAAUCAGGUUUAUUAGCUGUUCGGCGCUGAAUAAGCCCAACAAUGCCGCUGCCGCCGCCGCCGCCACCACAAGCGGCUCCGACACUCUCAGAAUCAUAUUCGCCGCCGGUGGCACGGGGGGCCACAUAUACCCAGCGGUGGCUAUAGCAGAUGAGCUGAAAGCCAUAAACCCCAGUAUGCAAAUGCAAGCCCUCUUUGUGGGCAUGCCCGGUGGAAUGGAAAGCGCCGCCGUGACGGCGGCCGGCUACUCCUUUGCACCCGUCCCAGCCUCCCCCUUGGCCCGACCCUUCUUCUCUCCCUACAACCUCUUCAUUCUCCCUUUCCUUUUAAUCAACUCUCUCCUAAAAUGUUUCCAAUUGCUCCAAGAAUUCAAACCCCAGAUUGUCGUCGGCACCGGCGGCUUUGUUUCAUUCCCCAUUUCCCUCGCCGCCGCGCUUGGAGGCGUCAAACUUGUAAUCCAAGAGCAAAACGCAGCCCCCGGGAUCGCAAAUCGUGUGCUUUCCCUCUUUGCUGAUAAAAUAUUUUUAGCAUUCGAUUCGAGUAUUGAGUGUUUUUGGCAGAAGAAAAAGUGUGUAGUUUGUGGCAAUCCAGUAAGAUCUUCAUUGAAAAGAAAUGUCUCAAAAGAGAUGGCAAGACAACAUUUUUUCCCAGAAUUGGGAGAUUUGGAAGGAGAAGGGAAAGUAGUGUUAGUUCUGGGAGGAUCUUUGGGUGCCAAUGCAAUCAAUGUUAAGCUUUUGAAUUUGUAUUCUAAUGUGUUGGAUGAGAGGAAGGAUUUGUUUCUCAUUUGGCAGACUGGUGUGGAAGCUUUCCAUGAAAUUGAAAGUCUCGUAAAGACCCAUCCUCGAUUAGUCCUCACUCCGUUCUUGCACGCUAUGGAUUUGGCAUAUGCAGCUGCAGACCUUAUCAUUUCAAGGUCUGGGGCAAUGACUUGCUAUGAGAUUUUGGCUACUGGGAAACCUUGUAUUUUGAUACCAUCACCAAAUGUUGCAGAAGGGCACCAACUCAAAAAUGCUUGUUUAAUGGCCAAGCUAGCUGGUGCAAGGGUUAUUACAGAAAACGAACUCGAUUCAUUUGCUCUUAGAAGUGCUACCGAAGAAAUUUUAGGGGAUGAGAGUUUGAUGGCAGAUAUGUCUAAGAGAGCUUUAAAGGCUGCAAAGCUGGAUGCAUCUGCUGAAAUCUCUAAACACAUUCUCUCUCUUGUCAACUUCUCAGUAAUCAGUUGUGAAUGCAGCUAAUUGAGGGGUGUUUGACAAUUAGCGGUUAGUUGAUAGCUCAUUGAUUUAGUUGGUAUCUGAUAAUUGAUUGUGUUAAUUAGUUGGCUUGACCAAUUAGUAGUAUAU
This is a messenger RNA of Ipomoea nil (Japanese morning glory), 1551 nucleotides long. Its product is annotated as UDP-N-acetylglucosamine--N-acetylmuramyl-(pentapeptide) pyrophosphoryl-undecaprenol N-acetylglucosamine transferase. Gene Ontology annotation, biological process: carbohydrate metabolic process. Gene Ontology annotation, molecular function: undecaprenyldiphospho-muramoylpentapeptide beta-N-acetylglucosaminyltransferase activity. The record is from RefSeq and is a predicted model, not a curated record. Bases 100 to 1446 code for a protein of 448 amino acids. The transcript is spliced from 5 exons. Lineage: Eukaryota; Viridiplantae; Streptophyta; Magnoliopsida; Solanales; Convolvulaceae.